GAGCUCGUACCCUUUGGCCAACCACCUGCUGAUGAGCGAGCACGUCUGACUGUGGUGUCGAAGCUUGUUGCUGCCGCCCAGUACUGCAGCUCAGGGGACAACACCUUGGAGGCCAUCGAAAGAGCAGUGGAGAAGGUGUCCACUGCUGGGCCCGCAGAUGAUCGUUUCGUUUUUGCCUUCUCCGAUGCCAACUUCGAGCGCUACGGGCUCACAGCACAGGCGCUGGGAAAGGCCAUGAAUGCCCAAGGCCCAGGCAGCCCGGACGAGGUACGCUGCAUGCUUUUCCUCCUUGCGACCUUUGAAGAUGAGGCCCUGAUCAUGGCAAACUCCUUGCCGGACCAGGUUCGUCUCUGCCUGGACCCCAGGACAUUGCCCUCCGAGCUUCGACAGGAGUUUGCAAGCCGGAUGGGACGACGCUCAGCCCUCUAG
Molecule: messenger RNA, 429 nt
Organism: Symbiodinium pilosum
Lineage: Eukaryota; Dinophyceae; Suessiales; Symbiodiniaceae
Source: the annotation of a GenBank genome assembly